Molecule: messenger RNA, 13506 nt
Organism: Boleophthalmus pectinirostris (great blue-spotted mudskipper)
Lineage: Eukaryota; Metazoa; Chordata; Actinopteri; Gobiiformes; Gobiidae
Gene: pkhd1l1.1
Product: PKHD1 like 1, tandem duplicate 1
Exons: 78
Coding region: 62-12733 (4223 amino acids)
Source: RefSeq, a predicted model, not a curated record
UGGAUGACUUCACUGAUCUUCUCCAGCAGAUUCUGAAUUUCUCCUUCAGUUCAUAGUGUGUAUGAGGUGGGACAGCGGGGGAUCCUGGGACACCUGCAGGAUGAAGACGGUGUCCAAAAAUCUCCUUAUUUGUGUGACUCUGCUCUGUGGACCUUUGAUCUGCUGCUAUGCACAAAAGGUCUUUGGAGUCAGUCCUUCCAUAGGAAGCAAAGGUGGGGCCACAAGGCUGACCAUUUCAGGAGAAGGUUUUGCUCAGGGAUCCCAGUUUCAGCUGAACCCGGCCAACAGUGACUUUGGGAACCAUGUGACUCUGGUUUCAAACACAAUGUCAUUUGUGUGUGACGUCGAGAGAGACUCCACACAUGGAGACCAGAUCCAGUGUUACACCAGAGCUAUGCCUUAUGGAGGAUAUUAUGUCAAAGUCACAGUGGACGGUGUUCCCAUUCCUGACAGUAACCUCUGUGGGGGCAAAUGGUGGAGCUCCGCUUGUGUUUACCUUGUUCGAUGGUCUCGCACUCCACUUAUAAGAUCAUUGGAUGAAAUCAGUGGUUUGCCAGGGACUUUGUUGACCAUCAGAGGAAUGAUCUUUACUGACGCUUUUGGAAGCAGCAAUCGCACAAACACCAAUACUAAUAUCGACAGCAGAAUUCUCAGAGCCUACAUUGGAGGAAUGCCUUGUGAGCUGCUUAAACCAAAUUCAGAUGAGCUGUAUCGUUUGGAGCUGGACAGUGAAACGGCGACCUACGGCCACAUGAGCUGUAAAAUGACAGGAUCCUACAUUGGACACCAUAACCUGAGCUUUAUUUUGGAUGGUGAAUAUGGAAGGAGUGUCCCUGAAUCAUACUUGUACCGAGCUUCUGCUUCAAAUAAAUUGGCGAUGUUUCAGACUUUUGCCGAGGUGACCGGAGUCUCACCGUCCCAGGGCAGCGUCAAGGGAGGCACCACUCUCACCAUCCACGGACGCCAUCUUGGGGACCAGACCGACUAUCCUGUGCGGGUUGUAGUUGGAGGUCUGCCUUGUGAAGUCCUGAAUGUUGAAGAUGACAAGAUCUUGUGCAAAACAUCCGAGUGGCAGCCAAAUGAACUGGGAGAGGCUGGAGUUGGUGGCCGAGGUCUGAAGAUGCAGAUUUGGAAUGACACUAGACCAGACUCCCUUGACCAUAUCUGGACGUUCAAUGAGAACACCACAGGAUACUGGACCAAGUGGGUGGACUCCACACCUUUUCUUUUCCCCAUUGAGUUCGACCGUUUCACCACCAGGACCUCGGGGUUCCUGGUUCCUCCCUCCACUGGGAAGUACAUCCUCCACCUUCAGUGUGAUGACCGCUGUGACCUGUACCUGAGCAACUCCAGUCUACCAGAGCACAAGGAGAAAAUUGCUUUCCAGACGAGUUAUACAACUGCUUUUAAAAGAGAUUCACAACAAUCCAAAGAUCUGUUUCUGGAGGAGGGGAAACCGUACUACAUAGAAUUCCUCCAACAAGAAUACGGGGGUGCUGCAUCUCUCACCCUGGCCAUGUUCACAGAGAAGAGCUCGUACACAGAGGCCCAGACGUCCAACGCUAAAAAUGAAAUUCAAACUCUUAUCGCUGAAUAUGAGGUUCAUGAUGAGACUCAGGUGGUCACUUUUGAGUCGUGGACAAGUAAAACUGCUGUUAAAGAGGUCCAGAAGGUCACUAUUGUCAGUGGUGGCCCCUACUCCUUCAGCCUGGGUUAUGGGGCUGCACUAACUGCUCCUAUGAGCGUGAGUGCAUCUGCGUCUUUGGUGAAGGCGUCUCUGAACGAUCUUUGGUCAAUCAAACCUGAUACAGUGUCUGUGUCUAAAAGUAAAGAUAGUGAUGGCACCCACUUUACCAUAACUUUCAACUCAGUCAGAGGUGAUUUUGCUCCUCUGACCUAUAAUAACUUCGGAUCUGACGUCAACAUUAGGGUUGUGGAAGUCACUAAAGGAGAGAGCAACAUGGAGUCCUUCACACUCACAUGGGGGGAUGUACCCACCAAACCCAUCACGUACAACGCAACUGAGGAAGAGGUGAAGUCUGCACUGGAGGAGUUGUUAUCAGCCAAGUGUCCGGGUGAAAUUGAGACUUUUGAGGGAACCAACGUGAAAUAUUUUAAAGACUUUGAAGAUGACGACAACUCCCAGUUUGAUGGCACACCUGUGAAAAAUGUAGCGUUUUGUGGUUUAUGGUCAAUGAUGAACUCCAAGAUUAUUUUCAAAGACACCUACACUAAAGAGUCUGGUGGAAAAUAUGGACCUAUACCACUCGACACAUUUCCCUCGCUGUGUUUUGCUUACAAGGGGAUUUUGAAUGAUGAAAUUACCUUAUCUUUCACAUAUCGCAACUCUGCGGGCAAAACUAUUUCAGAAACGACCAGCAUCCCUGUAGUUUUCAAUAAGGGACCCAAUUGGAGUUACAAAUGCAUUGACCUGCUCAGCUCUUUGCAAGGAAAAUUUGUUGGAAGUCUGUAUAAAAUGGUCAAACUUAGUGUCGACUCUACAGAUACCUUCUAUAUCGAUGCUGUUCACGUUGGACGAUCCCCCACUACAUAUGAAGAAAAUGCUGUACCAUUGAAGAGGAGACCGCCACCCUUUGAGAGUUCUGGGAGUUACAUUGAUUCGUUUUCCAUAACCAAAGAAAAUUCAAGUUUGUCUUACCAGAUCAUGGCCACACCUGUAGACUGCGCUUUUGGCUUUCCCAUGAUAGAAGUGGGGUUCAUACAGAAGACAAAGAGUGAAGAGGACAUGGGAACAUUCAGCGAUGGAACAGCUAAAGUCACAGUGACUCGCCCACACAAAGCCACACCCCCUCUGAACGGGACCUUUGAUGUGGAGAUGUACGGCGGCCGUGUGGAAGGUCUCUCUAUUGAUAUAAAUGAGGAGGAUUUGAAGUACGCGCUUGAAGGCAUCUCUGAGAUUGGAGAACUGAAGGUCGAAUACAAAGGGACCUGCCGCAAGCCCAAAUGGAAAAUCGAGUUUCUCUCCAAACCUGGGGACCAGCCAGAGAUACAAGUCGACAGCUCAAACAUUAUUGGCCCAAACGUAAAUUUCUUUUCAAAGGAGAGUAGCCAAGGAGGGAUGCUGCACACGAGAGUAAUUGGAGAUCAUUUCCGUGUGAAGGAGUCCAAGCCACAGGUCCAGGUUUACAUCAAUAACAUCCCGUCCUGGUGCUCUGGAGACUGUGGAUUUGAAUGGUCCCCAGAGAAGACCCCCGUCCUAACUGCAGUCACCCCAUCAGAAGAAUCCGAGGAUCUUCAGACCGUCGUGACGAUUUCUGGAACUGGAUUUCCCCAGAAUGAAAACGCUACAGUCAUGAUCGGGAAUGUCAAAUGUGAUGUUACAGCUGUCACGGAAAACCUUCAGACAUGCAGUCCUGGACCAUCUGUGGCCGGUACUUUCCCAGUGACAGUCACCUUCCCCUCCCUCGGAAACGCACAAUACGCAGACAACAAUGUUCUCUACUUCACCUACAAACUCAUCGUCUCAUCCUUCUCCCCAAUGUCUGGAAGUCUGGCUGGGGGAACGCUGUUGACAAUCACAGGCUCUGGGUUUGACGUGAAUGCCACUGUUACUGUUGGGGGCAGUUCUUGUGUGGUCGAAGAUGCCACUGAAACUGAGCUGAAAUGCAAAACACCCCCAGGAGUUUCUGGUUCUGCAGCGGUGACUGUGAGUGUGGGGAGCUUGAAUACAACUGCAUCUGCCUUUUUUAUGUACGAUACGAAUCUGACAGCGCUAAUCUCAAACAUCAGCCCAAAAAGCACCCCUGUCAGCGAACCAGGACUUCUUAUCAUUAAUGGAUCGAAUCUGGGAGUGGAUGACGAAGGCAGUGUAGUGACAGUCGGUGGAAAGGCUUGUAAUAUGAUCAAAUGGACACAGACAAAUAUCCAGUGCAGCCUCCCUCUGCUCCCGCCAGGGCUGCACCAAAUCGACAUACAGAUUGAGAAAAAUGGGAAAGCACAUUUAAGCAAUGGUGUGAAUGCCAGUAUUGAGUACGUCCUGGAGGUCCACAGUGUCUCUCCGCUGGUGGGCUCUUUGAUGGGAGGAACUGAACUCGUCAUCACUGGAUCUGGAUUCAACAAAAACAACACUGAAGUUUCAAUUGGUGGAGUCGAGUGUGAAGUGAUGAACGCCACACCGACAAGAUUGGAGUGUGUUUUACAAUCGAGCCAAAAUACUGUCACCGUGACCAACCAAGGCAUCCACCAAGAGUUCGGACAGGGCUACGCUUGGGAACCUGCCUCCGUGACCAUCCAUGCAGGAGAUAAGGUACUUUGGCGCUGGACCACUCCGACCUUCCUCCGGCUCAAAUACAGAGUGUUCAGUGUCUCCGCCCCGAGCAAGAACCAGGAUGAAGGAGGCCCAUUCAACAGCGGCCCUGCUACAGCCAAUGGCCAGUUCUCCUAUAUUUUCUCUCGUCCUGGUGUCUAUUACUACAGCAGUGGUUUGGUGGACCCCGCAAACUCCAGGUUUCUGCAGGGAGUCGUGAAGGUCCUCCCUCGAACAGAAAAGAACAGCAAAGUGAUCGUCAAAGCAUCUGGAUUCGAAGCUAUACAUGUGCCCACUGCUUCCUCUCGCUCUCGCAGAUCGUCCCAGGACUGUGUAGCCUCCCCUCUGUGCAAUCCGUCAAACCAGUCAUCUUCUGGGGUCUCCUUCACCUCCUCCCCCUGCUCCACUCCCACAGUGGAGUCCAUCUCCCCAAACCAGGGCACCUACCACCAGGUCAUCCACGUCAUGGGGAACAACUUCGGAAACGUCACCUGUGCUAUCAAGGUCACUAUUGGAGACGAGCCUUGUCAUGUGAUCAACAGCUCAAACACGAACAUCUACUGCCAGCUCGGGGCAGACAGCGGGCUCCCCGUUGGCAUCGCCCACCCCCUCGCCCUCCACAUCGACAACCUGGGCGCCGCUGUCGUCACAGUGAUGAACGAAAUGCAACGCCGCUUUGUCCUCCUUCCCGUCAUUGAUACGGUCUGGCCCCACAUUGGAAGCACCAACGGAUUCACUCGCCUUGUGGUCCACGGAUCGGGAUUUUCAGAUGGAUCCGUGAAGGCAGCGAGUAGAAGUUGUAGUAUUAUAUCAUUGAAUUACAGCCAUAUUACCUGUGAUACCUACUCAUCUGGAAUCAACAUUGGAGAAGUUGUUUACCAAAUCGGACAAAUUAGCAGUACUUGUCAUUCAAACUGCUCUUUUGAGUAUUCUAGCACGAUCACUCCUGUUGUCAACAAACUUUCGACUUAUAGCAUUAGCGCAAAUAGCACUGUUGAGAUAUUAGGGGUUGGAUUUGGUAACAAAAGUGAAGAUGUGUUUGUAACCGUUGGUGAUCAAGAAGCAAUAAUUCUUGCUGUGGCAGAUGAUAACAUUACAAUAACAGUUCCUCCAUUACCAGCAGCAAGAUAUAAAGUAAAAGUUAUCAUAAGAAGUAAAGGUCUAGCGCAUAGGCAGUUCACAGUAACAAGUGAAGCUAAGGCAGAGCUGUCUCCACUGGUGGGAAGUGUGGAAGGAGGGACUCUACUGGUUUUCACUGGGAACGGUUUCGCACCUGAGAAUACUAAUGUGACUAUAGGAGGCAAGGAAUGUAUAAUUCAAAGUGCGAUGCCAAGUGAGCUGAGAUGUCUGUCACCGCCGAACAGCGAGGGGGCUGCAGAAGUUGAAAUCCUGGUGUUUUCUGAGGCGUAUCCAGCACUGACUUUCAACUAUUCUUCAGAGUACACUCCAGUCAUCAACUCUAUCAACCCCGCCACUGGCCCCAGUGGGACCAUCAUCACAAUGACUGGCUCAGGAUUUGGCUCUGAUCAGCAGCUGGUCUCUGUUAGUUUAAAUGACGUUGCCUGCUCCGUCUCCUUUGUCUCCGAGUCUACGGUUAAGUGCUCUGUAGGGAACAACCCAGGAGGACCAUAUCCCAUCAUGCUUCAGCAAAAGGUCAAAGGUUACGCCAAGUCUGAGGUCACUUUCAACUACGAACUGACUCUGAACACUGUCCAGCCUAACGAAGGUAGUUUUGGUGGUGGUGCCCUGCUUGCCGUGAAGGGUUCAGGAUUUGACCCCCAAACUGCCAAAGUCCAGAUCUGCGACAGAGAGUGUGAAGUGGACAGAGCAUCUUCAACUUCCUCCCAGCUCUCCUGCUACGCUCCGUAUAAUAAUGCCACCGGGUCAGAGGUCAGUUGUGUUGUAUCUGUCUCUAACCCGACCCAGACCGUGGAUCUCUCUAACGGUUACACGUACAAGUCUGCACUGACCCCCCUCAUCUCUGACAUCUCCCCCCGACGAGGAGGAACAGCCGGAGGGGUCCUCCUCACCAUCACCGGCUCUGGUUUUAGUUCGAAUGUGAACGAUGUGAAUGUGACAAUCGCUGGAGUAGUGUGUGAUAUUCAGUCCUGUAACUCCACGCACAUCCUCUGUGUCACCAACGCUCAGCCACAGUCACAGAAAUCCAAGGUCCACGUCAGCAUCAAAGACCAAGGAAUGGCACCACUGGAUAAAGCAGACUUUUUCUACAUCGAUGUGUGGUCAUCCCGGUUCACGUGGGGGGGACUGUCUCCUCCAGAGAAGGGCACUUUUGCUGUUAUCACCAAAAACCAGACCAUCCUCCUGGACACCAGUACACCUGUGCUCAAGAUGCUGCUCAUUCAAGGAGGGACUCUGGUGUUUGAUGAAGCAGAUAUUGAGCUUCAGGCGGAGAACAUCCUGAUCACAGACGGAGGAGCCCUUCAGAUCGGCACAGAGGAGCAGCCCUUUCAGCACAAAGCCACCAUCACUCUCCAUGGCAACCUGAGGUCCCCUGAAAUCCCAGUGUACGGCGCCAAAACGCUGGGGGUCCGGGAGGGGACUCUGGACAUGCACGGUAUUCCCGUUCCUGUCCCCUGGACCCGUUUGGCUGAGACCGCCAACAGUGGCUCCACUGAGCUGAAGCUGAUGGAUGCUGUGACCUGGAAAAAAGAUGACGAGAUUGUCAUCGCCACCACUGGACAUCGGCACAGCCAGAAUGAGAAUGAGGUGCGGAUCAUCGCCUCUGUGUCUGAGGACGGUCGAACUUUGACUCUGACUCAGCCCCUGGACUACACCCACAUCGGGGUCCAGGUCACACUCCCCGACGGGACCACAUUUGAGGGGCGCGCCGAGGUGGGACUGCUCACACGAAAUAUCAGAGUGAGAGGAUCCGAGAAAAUGGAGUGGGCAGACAAGAUCGAAGCUUGUCCCGAUGGUUUCAAUACAGGUGAAUUUUCCACACAGACUUGUUUCCAGGGCCGUUUUGGUGAAGAGACGGGCAGUGAUCAGUUUGGGGCCUGUAUAAUGAUGCACGCUCCUGAACCAAACAAGAAUCUGGCCAUAGGCAGAUUUGAAUAUGUUGAGAUCUCGCAUGCAGGACAGGCCUUCAGGCUGGGCAGGUACCCCAUCCACUGGCAUCUGAUGGGGAACAUAAAUUAUAAGUCUUACGUGAGGGGCUGUGCUAUCCACCACACCUUUAACCGAGCAGUGACCAUCCACAACACUCACCGCUUACUGGUAGAACACAAUGUAGUCUACGACGUCAUGGGAGGAGCCCUGUUCAUCGAAGACGGCAUCGAAACGGAAAAUGUUUUGCAGUAUAAUUUAGCUGUGUUUGUGAGGCAGAGUACGAGUCUUUUGAACGAUGACGUCACCCCCGCUGCUUACUGGGUCACCAAUCCAAAUAAUAUAAUACGCCACAACACAGCGGCUGGAGGUACUCAUUUUGGGUUCUGGUACCGAAUGCACGAACACCCAGAUGGACCCUCCUACGACCCAGAUAUCUGUCAAAAGAAAGUUCCUCUUGGUGUAUUUGAGAACAAUACAGCUCACUCACAAGGCUGGUUUGGUCUGUGGAUCUUCCAGGACUACUUCCCAAUGAAAGACGGAAACUGCGGGUCAAAACAACCAGAACCUGCAAUCUUCAACUCUCUCAUCGCCUGGAAUUGCGAAAAAGGGGCAGAGUGGGUUAAUGUAGGCGCUAUACAUUUCAAUGGGUUUAUCAUGGUCAACAAUGAGAAAGCUGGAACAGAGCACAAGCGCAUCCUGCCAUUCGCUGUUAAUUCAUUCACUCCAGAAGGGGGCGCUGUGGUGUCUAACAGCACCAUGGUAGGACAUGUAGAUGAACUGGGCCUGGGACAAAAAUACUGCACAGGCAGAGGGAUCAUUGCCCCUCUAGAUGAUGGACUGAGUGUUAUCAAUACCAAAUUUAUAAACUUUGAUCGACCUUCGUGCGCAGCGUUUGGAGUGGCCAGGAUAGAUGGGACAUGUUUGGAUAAUUGUGGAGGAUGGGCAGUGCACUGCUCAGGUAUCCAGUACUUCAAUACCCCAAAUAAAGCAGGAUUCAGGUGGGAGCACGAGGUACAGCUGGUGGACAUGGAUGGAACCCUCACAGGAAAGAAAAAUUACAAAGUCGUACCAACCAGCGGCCUCCUGGACCCAGCCCACUGCACUCAGAGCACAGAGUGGAGCGCUGCUUUUAACGGAUCUGUCUGUGACGACUCUGUGAAGUUCCAUCGUUUGGCCUUUAAUAACCCUUCUCCCACUUCACUGGCUGGACACAACGUGCUCAUGUCCAACAAACACGGCAGCAGCGUGGUCCCCUACAUGAAGAAGAGGAUGACUCAUAAACUGGGCUGGAUGGCCUUGUUACCUUCAAAGGACACCUUUCUAUGGAGCUUCAUUGAUGGAGAACAGAUCACAAACAUCUCCUAUGUCUCCACCUACUACGGAUUCAAACCUGACGAGUACAUAAUCAUGGGACAUAACUUCACCCAGAGCCCGGACAGGUUUCACAUUGUGGACGUCAGAAAUGGCUCCUCGGCGCCUCUCUCCUUCAGUCAAAAUGAAAACGGAGAUUGGUACUUUGAUGAGAGUAACAACAUACUCUACUACAUGGUGUCUGGUAAAUCGAGUAACCCAGCGCCCAUAGCCAGCGCAGACAGGUCUCUCGCUGAUGUCGACGUCACGCUGAAGGUUUACAGAUGUUUUUACCCCAAAUGUGUAAAGCCCACUGGCCCCCCUCCUGCCACUCUGCCCCCCCUGCCCGACAAGAGGCCCGCCAACUUCAUCCGGUGGUCUGACUCGUCUUUCUGGACCAAGUCUCCUGAGAAUAACAACACUGUACCAGCAGAGGGCACUGACGCGGUCAUCCCAGCAGGUCAGUGGGUGGUUUUGGACGCCAGCACACCACCUCUCAACAAACUCACAGUGAUCGGAGUUCUGGAAAUUCCUGAUGACUUGGACACAACGAGCAGCAGAAGGAGGCGGUCGACGGGCAGCCCUGUGGUCAUCAACGCCAUUCACCUCAUGAUACAGGGAGGUCGGUUGAUCGCUGGUUCUCCUGAGUCUCCGUUUAAAGGAGAGCUGCACAUCAAACUGAGAGGAAACCACCACACUCCAGACUGGCCCCUCCCCAACGGACCCAACCUCGGCUCCAAAGCUCUCGGCGUGUUUGGAAUUCUGGAGCUCUACGGAAAACCACCAAAUGUUUACCACACCAAACUGUCAGCCUCCUCUGCAGCUGGAACCAACACUCUGACCCUGGCCAAGGCUGUGGACUGGCAGGUUGGGGAUGAAGUGGCCGUCUCCACCAGCAGCUACGACGUGUGGGAGACCGAGAAACACGUCAUCUCUGCAGUGUCUCAGGACGGGCUGGUUCUGACUCUGGAAAAGCCCCUCGCUUACACUCACAUCGGUGAAACCCACUCAGUCCCUGGUACAGGUUACAGCUACACUCUGGCUGCUGACGUGGCUCUUCUGUCUAGAAAUAUUAAAAUCAUUGGUGAAGAAUACGCAAACAUCAAUAAAGAAUCGUUUGGGGCCAGAGUAUUGGUGGGCAGCUUCUCCUUUGGGGGAAUAGACUACAAAGGCAAAGCUCAGAUCAGAAAUGUGGAGUUUGAGCGCACUGGUCAGGAGGGCUGGACCGAUGACUACGACCCUCGAUACUCUGUGGCCUUCCUCAGUUUGGAAAAGGUGGAGGACACGUACCUUCAGGGCUGCUCUUUCCAUGACGGUUUCUCUCCGGCCAUCGGUGUCUUUAACACUGAGGGACUUUUCAUUGACGACAACGUGAUCCACCACACCAUCGGAGAAGGUAUCAGAAUUUGGGGGCACAACAUCACAGCGAGGAGAAACCUGGUGAUGAUGUCCCUCUGGCCUGGAUCGUACCAGGACCGAGAGGAGACCUAUAACUUUGAGUGGAACGCCGCCAUAGAGGUGAACAAGGGAACAGCUGUGGUCCUGCAGAAUAACAUUGUUGCAGGUUUUGAGAGAGUUGCAUAUCGCAUCAAGGGUGAACCAUGUCCAGGAACUCCUAAUGAUAGUGAGAUGUGGCGUCAGAAUGAGGCCCAUGGUGGUCUGUACGGAGUCUAUUUGAACAAAGAUGGCCUCCCACAAUGUUCACUCAUCAGGGACUUUUUUAUAUGGAAAAGUUACGACUACGCCAUCUACUUCCAGGUGACUCAGAGCAUGUCCAUCGCAAAUGUAACUCUUGUGGACAACGGCUUGGGCCUGAUGCCUCUGAUCUAUGAACCGCCCUCUCUCGCUCACUUAUUUGCAGAUAAAAAAGUUACAGUUGAGUCUUCCCUGAUCGUUGGGAGCAGCCCCAAUUUGAACUGUUCUGAGACAGUGCCCAGUGCAGACUACAACAUAAUAAACUCUGCGAACAGCCGUGUUGGGAGACCACCCACAGGUGGGAGGUCCGGUUUGUGCUGGCCCAGUUUUAACUCUGGACACAACACAGCUCCAGCCAAGCCCCACCCACUCAACAUGAACUACAACGCCAUCAAAGGGUUAAUGACUGUCACUGACACCACCUUUGUCGGGUUUAAACCAGUUUGUUCUGGAGAACAGAAUUAUAUGUUUAUCACAAACGUCAUGAAUGAGGAUCUUCAGCACCCGGUCCAAGUGUCCGGGAUCAGGACCAUAGACAGCUCCAAGGACAACAGAGUCUUCAUCCACAGAGCCAGCCUCGGUAAAGUGAACCCCUCAGACUGUGUGGACAUGGAGUGUGACGCUAAAAAGAAGACUCUUCUGAGGGACCUGGACGGCUCUUUUCUGGGGGUGGUGGGGACAGUGAUCCCUCACUCUGAGUACGCAUGGGACGGAGAUGCCAGGAGAGGUCUGGGAGACUACAGGAUCCCCAAGAUGAUGCUCACCCACCCCAACGGCAGCCGCAUCCCUGUGGAGCAGAUCGCACCCAACAAAGGUGUGAUCAGAGACCAGUGCACGUACAUGGCCUCGUGGCAGAGUUAUAACUGCACUUCACUGAACUACAGACUCAUGGUCAUUGAGAGUAUGGACGCAGACACAGAGACCAGACGCUUGUCCCCAGUCGCUCUGCUCGGAAAUGGAUACGUGGACCUUAUCAACGGCCCACAGGACCACGGCUGGUGCGCGGGUUACACCUGUCAGAAGAGACUGUCCCUGUUUCACGCCAUCGUCGCCACAGACCAUGCCUUUGACGUUUUCUUCAGCAGCGUCACUCCACAGAAACUCCGCCUCAUGCUGCUCAACGCUGCCCCCUCUGAUAGUGUUUUGGUGUCCGUGUUCUACUCCAAGCCUCAGCGUCUGGAUGUUUACGUGAACAACAAACUGAUCGCUCCGACCAAUGCAGACUGGAACGACGACAAGACAGACUUUGAUCUGAAAAAGCCCAUGACACCAGGUCAAUACGUCCCUAAAAUGAAUGAAUCGCUUGGAACCAACUUCUUUGACCAGAACAACAAAAUGCUCAAAGUUCUUCUGCGAGGCUCCCAACCCGUGGAGAUCAGAACAUCUCCUGUGCUGGUUCUCUCGUUCGAACUCCCCGCCAUGACGGAGGCAGAGUUCUUUGGAGACAACCUGGUGAAUAAUCUAGCCAAGUUCCUCAAAGUGCCCGCUAAUAUGAUCCGGGUCACAAAGAUAGUCCGAGCAGAUGGAGGCCUGAGGAGGAGGAAGAGAUCGUCUGGACUGACAGUGGAGGUAGAGAUCAAGAAGCCCCCAGUGCAGGAGACAACCAACACCACCACCGAAGAAGAUGACUUUAAACUUCUCCAAGACAUUGCAGACGACCUGGGCCAGGCUGCUGUCUCUGGAAACCUGAGUCAAUCCAUUGGGUUUAAUGUGUCCUCAAUGGGCAUGGUCCCUCCUCCGCCCUCCGCUUCCGACCCAGACUGGAACGAGGUGGCAACAGUGGAGGAGACGAGGGAGGAGACCACAGUGAGUUACGUGUCCAGUGUGUCUGAGCUACUGCUGAUAGAGGAGCCCAUCGCUGGUGUAUAUGUGGGUCCUCUGUCCCAACAGCCCAGUCUGAAGGCUGUGGAUGAGAAAGGCGACUGUGUCUCUGUGGGAGUGACGACGCUCACAGUCACCGCCAGCUUAAAGGACGCAGGCGGAAACGCAGUGGACGGUCUCCAAGGAAACACCACCAUCAAGUUCAAGACCUGCUGGGCCAACUUCACCGACCUCGGCCUCUCCAACAGCGGAGAGAACCUGACAAUGGUGUUUACUCUGAAGGACUGGGGCGCUGAGUCUCAGACUUUCUCUGUGAGAGCUAUGCCCACCGUCGCCCCCUCCACCACCAGCGGCAACAGCACCACCAACAGCACAACCCCCGCUACUGCAGGAGGAGGUACCUCAGUGUCCACCACAGACGGGAGUAUUUUCAGCUCCAGCACAACCCCGGGGCCCACCGCUCUGUGCGCUGUCAGUGUCAUCUACGCUGUGGCCUACUGCUCUGAAACGGUCACUCUCUAUGGAAACUAAAACUACAAACACAUGGUGAAAAAAUACCACAAAAACUACAAAUACCAUGACAGCUUUCAGUGAAGGAAGAAAGCAAACGUUACAUAUAUCUCAAAGAAGGGUUGGGGAAAAUAUUUGACUUGUAGUACCUCACUAUUUUUAUGUAGUUUUCUGAAGGAACUAUAUAUUUUCUAAACUUGUAGGGUGAUGUGAAGGAUUUUGUUCUCUAUAUUGUGUUCUUACAAAAUGCCAAAGUCAAUUUAUAGAUAGACAAAAAGAUAGAAAUGUGUCUAUAACUAGUCCAUCCAGGAAAGUGCAAUAUAAACUAUUUGUUAACUGUGAACAUAAUGUGAAGAUUUUGUCACCUGACCAGCCAGAACCAUACGCUUUGACAAAACUUUACAAAAACGAGUGGAUUCUGUCCCCUUGAUUUCAGAGAGUUUGACUGACAGUUGGAUUAACCAAUCAGAGAGGUGCAUGCAUAUACCAUUUGCUUCAAAAACAAACUUGGCGGUUUACAUGUAAAAAAAAAAAAAAAGUGGAAAAAAAAAGCAACAUAAACGAUUGAGAAACAAUCAAAGCAUUCAACUGUUAUUUAUCUCAGGUAAAGUUAUAGUCAUAAAUUUUGUUCUGAAUAUUAUGUAUGAAUAUUAUAUUAUGUUUUCUGCAUUUGAAACACGUGAUACAAAUUAGGAGCUGUGGUUGGAUCCUCUCAUUUUUUAAGAUUUUUCACCCUCUAUGAUCCAACUCCAAUCUCUUCUGGAUUCAAACAGAAUGUAGAAGGAACUGGCUGG